UCCGCACUAUUAUCCAUAGGAACAAGAUUCAAAAGAGUCAAGAACAGCUGAAACAGAGAGAACACUUUGAUCGACAGCGACGGAUGAUCUUCAAUCAGAGUUCAAGGCAGGCCAUGAGCCCAUGCGGACAGACUCAAGACACAAGUUAUAUAAGUCUAGAUUAUGAUCGUGAAAGCAAUUAUGAAGCUCAGACACAACUACGCCUUUCUUUCGAGAUCAAGGAUUCUGGACCUUCAGCUCUUAAGCUCCAGGAUCAAAUGCACAACUUUGACUCAUCAUCUAAAAUGAAAGUGUUCGGUUCUGAGGAUUAUGAGAAUGCGAGACAGAUAUGCAAAGAGAUGCUUGGGUCUUCGUUCGACUGGGUCGGCAAACCAUAUCUCCUACGCACUCCCCCGACGCCACUAAUCAGAAGCCCUACACAAGGUGAACGAAGCAGCGUUGUCCAACAGCGGCAUGAUUUUCGGCCUUAUCUCAAGUAUUCUACAGAGCAAGAUAAGAAAGAGCUGCAGUUUGUAAAGCGCCAUUGCAAGAGAAGCAAAAAAGGUGAAGAACACCAGGCUGUAAAAGACUUCAUGAAUGAGGAUGAGCACGAGGACGAGCCACUGAAGAUUCCGGAGAGGCAUAUUGCCAUUUGCAAUGCUGUUCGUGAAAUGAGGCAGAGUAUCGAAGCAAAGAAGUUGCUUCAAUCAAAGGGUCAGAAAGCUUAUCCAUCCUUGAUCGGUUAUAGAAGGGGAGAUAUCAACACGCAUCUGCAAGACGAAAAUCGUGGUUCUAGACCAUGGAUCACAGAUUCGAUGGAUAACCAGGACGAUUCAAGUAAUGCUCCCUCAGAAAUGAACAUUUCUGUCGCUGGCGAAGAGAUCAAGAUCUUUGAGAAUGAGGGAAAUGGUGAUUACGAGUCGGAAGAGAUGGAAAGGACUCAUGAUACUGAGACGGUUACUGGGAACAAAUCAGAUAGCGAGAAUAAAGAAUGGAAGGGAGUCACGGAUCACGAUGAGGAGGUAGUGUCACCAAUUAUUGCAGCUGCAACUCCUGUUUUUGCUGACAGCUUGUCGCUGGAAUGGCCGCCGCCUAAUCAAGAAGCAGCAAUGAGGCUAGAUUGGCAGAAGAGAUCUAAGGCUCAAGACUCAAACCCAAGAGGAUCGCCGGAGCAGAGUCAAGCAGUAGUUAAAAGGGAUGAAGAAUCUUGCAGUUAUUCGCGAUUAAUAGCAUUCUCUCCAGUUGAUCUUUCAUCAGACCCUGAAGACGCAGCUUCAUUGGAAGUAUCUGACGGUUUAAAAGAGGAAAUUGAGGUUAGUAGUAUCGUCCACGAGGAGCGCAGACAGUGUGAAGCCGUUUCUGCUUCAGACUGGCUCCAAUCUGAAGAUUGGCUUGAAAUCGAUGGAAGUGAAACGAGUCUCUAUUUGGGUACGAAGUGAGAAACAGUGUUGGCAUCACAUUGCAGAAUAAAUAGU
Lobosporangium transversale is the source of this 1454-nucleotide messenger RNA. RefSeq lists its product as hypothetical. The coding region runs from base 84 to 1418 and encodes 444 amino acids. The transcript is spliced from 3 exons. The record is from RefSeq and is a predicted model, not a curated record. Lineage: Eukaryota; Fungi; Mortierellomycota; Mortierellomycetes; Mortierellales; Mortierellaceae.